Messenger RNA from Cynara cardunculus var. scolymus (artichoke), 930 nucleotides. RefSeq names its product transcription initiation factor TFIID subunit 7. The coding region runs from base 170 to 772 and encodes 200 amino acids. Gene Ontology annotation, biological process: transcription initiation at RNA polymerase II promoter; RNA polymerase II preinitiation complex assembly. Gene Ontology annotation, cellular component: transcription factor TFIID complex. The transcript has 6 exons. The record is from RefSeq and is a predicted model, not a curated record. Gene Ontology annotation, molecular function: RNA polymerase II general transcription initiation factor activity. NCBI's taxonomy places the organism in Eukaryota, Viridiplantae, Streptophyta, Magnoliopsida, Asterales, Asteraceae.
UAUGUCGGUCUAACCCUAUCGAGUUGAAUCAUAAGUUCUUCUGAAGCCCUCCAAGAUUCUUUACUGGUUCUUCAAUUUUCGACGAUCAGGUUUGGGAAUCUCCAUUGAAUCUCGAUAGGAAGAUCGUAUUCCCACCAUCAGCGAACCAGAUUUCUCAGUUUGAAGAAGAAUGGAGGAACAGUUUAUACUGAGAGUGCCACCUUCUGUUGCCCAGCAUAUAGAUCGUCUCUUAAGUGAGAGCGCAUCUUCUUCAGAAGACAAGUCACUGGAUUUGUCUUUCUCUGAUGAUGGGAGGAGUGGCACAUUCGUCAUAGGUGAUGAGCAUUUUCCUGCAUCCCUCCUGGAUCUUCCUUGCAUCGUGGAGUCUUAUAAGACUUACGAUGACAGUGUUCUGAUCAAAACUGCAGAUGUUGGCCAAAUGAUUAUGGUUAGAGAUAAGGGUGAUCCUGCUCCAGAUGUGGUGGAGCACCGUCAUGGUCUUACCCCUCCAAUGAGAGAUGCUCGAAGGCGAAUAUUUCGCAGGGAGCCUGAUUUAAAUCCUGAACUUGUUCGGCGAGUAGAGAAAGAUCUGCUGAACAUCAUGAAUGGUGGAACAGCUGAAAAUGUUGAUAUGGAAAUGGCCGAGCAAGAGGAAGUUGGCGAUGAGAUUGGUCGCAAUGCUGGGAAGAAAGCUGUAGCUGCACCCGUGGCGAAGCCUGAUGUUUCCGAGGCUGGAACAAAUGCUGGGGGGCCUGAGAGAAGCGAUACUGAUGAGUCUGAUGAUUCAAUGUAACUUGUCUUGGUAGAAACUUUUUAGGUAAAUUUUCUUUUGCUCACACUUUGUGCUUUACAUAAUCAACUGCUAUACCAUUUGUGGUAGAGAACAAUUAUUUGCACAUCUCAUCAGCAAGAUUUCAGCUUCUAUAUUAGAAUAUACUGUGCUCGUUUGGU